AUGCAUUGGAAAGGAUUACGACUCGGCGCGUUAUAUGACAGCGAAUCCAAACGAAACUUGGCCGAACCGCAGUCCCGCCAUAGCGAGCAGCUAGCUCGGUCUACCCUCUCAGCAACGAACCUACCACCGCGAAUAUCCGAGUCCUCCGCUCGUUCACCACUUUAUGCAGGGCAGGAUGAUGAUGACCAUGGUGAGCCGGAGCAGGAGAACCAUGGUGCCCUCGCUGCGGGGAAUACGUCGCUCAAGAGCAAGAUCCCCAAUGCACUACACUCAAGUUGGGACCCCUUGAAUCGCCGCGGAAACCGUUUCAGCCUCAUGAGGCUUCGCCAUGCUUCUGACCCUCAACUGUCAAAAUCUUAUGCUAAAGGAGAAGCGGACGUUCCGCCAGUGCCGAGUAUACCUCCUCCUACCAUAAUCACCACCGCACCCACAAGCCAUGAACUAGACCAACCAGUAAAGCGAAAGAACAAAUUCUCGAUUUUUCCAGACUCAAGGAAGUCUAUGGAAACAUUGCCAGAACAACGACCCGUCCGCAACGAUCAGGCCAAACAGUCUCAAGACUCAACCGGGUCGCAGAGUGCCGAUACUUCAUUGACAGCAUCGAGAAUUAGUACUGAAGAGCCGGGGCGCCUCUCAACAACAUCAAUUCGAAGUGCCGGUCGCGAUCGACCCAACGGUUCACAUCGCUCUUCCGUGGUGGAUGUCCGAUUCUCCGAGUCUUCUCGCUCCGAUCAAAGCGCUGGAAACAACAAUGACAUUUCUCGAACAAACUCGCCAAUCGGGGGCACAGGCCCUGGUACAAAAAGGUUUCGCAUGCCCCGCUUGAAGAGAAACCGCGUCCAGUUCCCGCUACCUCCAAAACCCACCGCGGACGAUGGACAGGUACCGGCCUUAACCCAGUCCAGAUCCGUCCCUGACGGGCCAGCUCGAAGGUCCGACGCGUCGGAUGCACAGGACCACAUCUCCCCAUUACCAUCUCCUUCUCGGUCAUCUGCCGGUCUAUCGGCCACGCGUCCGCCUUUUGCGCGAAAUGAUUCAACAAACUCCGCCCAUUCCCUGCAUUCUUCGCCCUCGGUUCGAGAUGGGCUCAACCGACGUUUGUCGACCAAAAGAGCAAGGUCGUCCACUCUGGACUCGGUCACCAACAUACGGGAUACCGAGCCGCAACCAUCCCCUAACCAACCCUCGUCUGGCAGAACCUCGUUCUCAACUACCGGCCGUAAGAGCUUUGGUGACAUUUUCGGCAUCACCCAACGCUUGCGACAAAACUCGGAACCAGGUUAUUUCCGAACCAACAGUUCACCCGGCGGUACAAAAGCCGCGCCCUCACCUCUUACUAAAGUCAUGUCUUAUCCAAAACGAGAAGAUGGUGACACUCCCGCUACCUAUCUUGCACGAUUGGAAGAGACCAUCCCAAAGAGCACAAUUGCUGGAGUUCUUUCUCAAUCGGGCGAGGACUUCUACAAAAAUGCGUUGCGAAAGUUCAUGCGCGGAUUCUCUUUCUUCGGCGACCCUAUUGAUAUGUCGAUCAGAAAGCUCUUGAUGGAAGUUGAAUUGCCAAAGGAGACCCAACAAAUUGAUCGCUUUCUACAAAGCUUUGCAGACCGAUAUCACGAAUGUAACCCGGGGAUCUUCGCAUCUACAGAUCAAGCAUAUUUUAUCGCUUUCUCCAUUCUCAUCCUACAUACGGACGUGUUUAACAAGAACAACAAACGUAAAAUGCAAAAAGGAGAUUAUGUCAAGAAUACACGCGGCGAGGGCGUGGCAGAAGACGUCUUGGAGUGCUUUUAUGAGAACAUAUCUUACACACCUUUCAUUCGUAUCGAGGACUCCAACCUCAGCACACGCCACUUGGCAAAGCCUAAAAAGGCUUUGUUUCGGGUCCCGAGUGCUGAGAAUCUUUCCCGUGCAUCCAGAGGAGAGCCCGUUGACCCUUACGCUCUGAUUAUGGAUGGAAAGCUUGACUCCCUACGGCCAAGUCUGAAGGAUGUCAUGAACCUAGAAGAUCCAUACGGCUGCAAUCCUACUACAGGCCCGGCAGAUAUUGACAGCUUACAUCGGGCUUUCGCUCAGUCAGCUAUCUUGCAGAUCGUCUCUGCGCGAUCCCGCCCCGAUGCUUUCAUGCCGGCUAGUAUGGAAAAUCCCGCUGAUUCCAACCCGGGAUUGGUGGACAUCAAAGUUGCUAAGGUUGGAUUGCUCUGGCGUAAAGACCCAAAGAAGAAGAAAGCUCGCUCCCCCUGGCAGGAAUGGGGCGCCCUUCUUACCUUGUCGCACUUGUAUUUCUUCAAGGACGUGAACUGGGUGAAGUCCCUCAUGGCUCAAGUCGACGCUCACCAGAAAGAAGGUCGCCGGCGCGCUGUGGUGUUCAAGCCUCCAUUGAAUAACUUUAACCCGGUUGCGAUGAUGUCUACAGACCAUGCAGUGGCUCUACUGGAUUCCAGCUACAAGAAGCACAAGCACGCUUUUCUCUUUGUACGUCCGAAUUCCCUCGAAGAGGUCUUUCUAGCCAACAACGAGACGGACAUGAAUGACUGGCUAGCAAAGCUCAAUUAUGCGGCAGCGUUUCGCACUACGGGGGUCGGAGCAAAAGGCAUGAUGACCAAAUAUGACGCCCAACGCAACCGAAUGAGUCGUCGGCCCUCAUUCCAGUCAGAAAUGUCUCGAUUUUCUCUAGACAAAGAAGCCACCUCUCCAAGUUCUGGUGUAGGUGCAGCCGAGGAGUUUAUGACGGCCAGAACAAAGCUCAUACAACAGAAGAUCAGAGAGGCGAACGAGACGCUUUUCAUCACCCAGAAACAACUCGAUGACAUUCUGCGGAACGCUAGGCAUCUCCAAGUUUUGACUCCUGUCCAUACACGUGCGAGAGAACAGCUAAUCAUGGCUGCCGGCCGCAUGUCGGCGAAGCUCAAGUGGGUAAGGCAGGACAUCUGGCGCACUAAAAGUCACCGAGAGGUACUGGUACGCGAUCUAGGCGAGGACAACGAUCAAGCUGGUAUGGCACCUGAGCCACAGCGUCUUCGCUUGGAAAUACCAGCGUCCAACUCACUUUCUGGUAAUGGGGGUGAGGCGGUCUGGGAUAAACAGUUGUCCCCAAUGAUUACAAAAUCUCCAAGCAUUGCUCCUGAGAACUCACCGUCAGUCCAACAAAUGUCGUCGCCAUCAUCUAGUGUUGGUGGCGUACGACGACCCAGUCUAGCUACCUCCGUGACUUCGCCGGAUGUCAUGCUGCGUGCAGGCAGAUCGCCGUCAGUAGACAAUGUCAAUGAGCGAGCAAAUUCGGUUUCGCCCAAUCCACCAUACCCGUUGGAGCGUGAGGCUUCGGUGCUCAGUUCUGGCAGCAAGAUGGACGUUUCGAGCCUAGCCUCUAAGACUUCGAAGUUAACACUUCCCGGAAGCUGCGAUGAUGGCGAAGAGCGUCUCCUCCGUGAGGUUGGACUGUUGGAUUCGAAUAAGUCUUCUUCUCGCAAAGGGUCGGUGACGGUCGAUGGUGUGGAUUGCGAGUCGAAGGAGGAUGCUCCCGAGGGAUCCCAGGAUCGGAUGAGCCGGGUCCGCCACAGCUUCCACCGUACGUUACGCGAUUCGUCCGGCGGCCAUCACUAUCCUCGUAGUAGGAAACGAGACUCUACACCGAGUGUUACCGCUGUAGAAGACAGUCAAGGCUCCAGUGAAUCGGGCGGUCUCUCCCGCAAGGGUGGCAGCUUCACUGUGCAUGGCAAAAAGGCAUCCAUAGUGACUUUCGGCUCUGACUGGCAGAAUAUGCCACCAGAAGAGCGCCUGAAACUUCGAAAACCUACCCCUUUUGAAGAGCCGCGAGCGUCGGACACGGAUCUCGUUAGCGGUGGAGAAUCAACUCGCUCCGGAUUGCGGGCGUCGUUGGACAUCCCAUUGAGACUUUCCGAGGAGAAAGUCGAGGAUCGACUCGAUACGCGCUCAGUCCUCUCCGAGGGCGCAGUUUCCGCAGCCUCUCACGAACUCAUCUCGCCGUCAACGAUCAUCCAUGAAGGUUCUCCCUCCGUGGCGGUUCAGCAAAGUCCCGUUGACGAACCCCCGACACCAAAGCUACCACAAGCCAUCCACGCAUAA
This is a messenger RNA of Aspergillus mulundensis, 4083 nucleotides long. RefSeq names its product Arf family guanine nucleotide exchange factor SYT1. The coding region runs from base 1 to 4083 and encodes 1360 amino acids. Gene Ontology annotation, biological process: regulation of ARF protein signal transduction. The record is from RefSeq and is a predicted model, not a curated record. NCBI's taxonomy places the organism in Eukaryota, Fungi, Ascomycota, Eurotiomycetes, Eurotiales, Aspergillaceae. Gene Ontology annotation, molecular function: guanyl-nucleotide exchange factor activity. The transcript has 3 exons.